CCAUGCCCAGCCCCGACGCGCCCAUCACCGUUGGCGUUCUUUUCUACUGCCGCACCGGAUGCACCUUCCGCCUGGUGCAGCACCUGUGCGCCGGGAUCAAUGCCAUCCCCGGGGUUCGGGCCCUGCCUGCCCUGGUGUCCGACUCGCGGCGCCUGAAGGAGGAGUACCUGGCACACCAGGACGCCAUCAUGGCUGCGAUCGAGCGGGACCUCGUCGCGUCCGGGGAAUUCGCCUAUCCCGGAGCCGAGGUCAUCCCCUGGAAGUCCAUCCCCCUGGUGGAUCUGAACUUCCUGUCGCAGGUGGAUGCCCUGCUGGUGGGUGGCCCGGUAUACGCGGGAUCGCUGGCGGCCCCGGUCCACGGCUUCUGGGAUUUGCUUGCCCACUCGAACCCCCGCGGCGCGCUGGCCGGCAAGCUGGCGGCCCCCUUCGCCACGGUCAGCUCGGCCCUCGACGGCGGAGAGUCCGCUUGCCUGGACCUCUUCUCCGUGCUGUCUUCCUUUGGCAUGACCGUCGUGACCCUCGGGUAUCUGGACCCGGCCAUGUCCUCUGGCAGCACUCUCUCCACGGUCAGCGCCCUGGUGGCGCAGGUUGGGCAGCGUGUCGACCAGCGUGUUUUCUUCCGCGACCUCUCGGUCUCCUGGCAACUGGACGAGUUCACCCAGCGCACGCGCUUGUCCGCCGAGGAUGCUCGCGUCGCCUUCAAGACCGGCCAGCUCAUGGCCGGCACGGCCAAGCUUUCCCGCCUGGGUGCCAGCGCCUGAUCUCCCUGUCCACAUGAUACCAAGCAACCUGAUACACAACCAGAACCAGAA
Messenger RNA from Fonticula alba, 812 nucleotides. RefSeq lists its product as hypothetical. The transcript has 2 exons. The annotation marks the transcript as partial. The record is from RefSeq and is a predicted model, not a curated record. Gene Ontology annotation, molecular function: oxidoreductase activity. Lineage: Eukaryota; Rotosphaerida; Fonticulaceae.